Messenger RNA from Grammomys surdaster, 4850 nucleotides. It is a transcript of the gene Zdhhc20, whose product is annotated as zinc finger DHHC-type containing 20. The record is from RefSeq and is a predicted model, not a curated record. Gene Ontology annotation, biological process: peptidyl-L-cysteine S-palmitoylation; protein targeting to membrane; synaptic vesicle maturation. Bases 69 to 1175 code for a protein of 368 amino acids. The transcript has 13 exons. Gene Ontology annotation, cellular component: Golgi apparatus; endoplasmic reticulum. NCBI's taxonomy places the organism in Eukaryota, Metazoa, Chordata, Mammalia, Rodentia, Muridae. Gene Ontology annotation, molecular function: protein-cysteine S-palmitoyltransferase activity.
CACAGCCGCAAGGGUCUUGGGGCCCUGCAAAAUCGUGGGCAGCUGAGCCAGGCAGUCAGCGGAGGAACAUGGCGCCCUGGACACUCUGGCGCUGCUGCCAACGCGUGGUGGGCUGGGUUCCGGUGCUCUUCAUCACCUUUGUGGUCGUCUGGUCCUACUACGCGUACGUGGUGGAGCUGUGCGUGAGUACUGUUUCCAGAACAGGAGAAAAAGGAAAGACCGUUGUUUACCUUGUGGCUUUCCAUCUGUUCUUUGUUAUGUUUGUAUGGUCCUAUUGGAUGACAAUAUUCACAUCUCCCGCUAGCCCCUCCAAAGAGUUCUAUUUGUCAAACUCUGAGAAGGAACGUUAUGAGAAGGAGUUCAGCCAAGAAAGACAGCAAGACAUUUUGAGAAGAGCAGCAAGAGACUUGCCUAUCUACACCACAUCAGCUUCAAAAGCUAUCCGAUACUGUGAAAAAUGUCAGUUGAUUAAACCUGACCGGGCCCAUCACUGCUCAGCAUGUGACAGAUGUGUUCUUAAGAUGGAUCAUCACUGUCCAUGGGUGAAUAACUGUGUGGGAUUUACUAAUUACAAAUUCUUCAUGCUGUUUUUGUUGUAUUCUCUGCUAUAUUGUCUUUUUGUGGCUGCAACAGUUUUAGAGUAUUUCAUAAAAUUUUGGACGAAUGAACGAACAGUUUCAAAUUUCCACAGCGCAAAGUUCCACGUCCUGUUCCUUUUCUUUGUGUCUGCAAUGUUUUUCAUCAGUGUGCUCUCACUAUUUAGCUACCAUUGCUGGCUGGUUGGAAAAAAUAGAACAACAAUAGAAUCAUUUCGUGCACCUACAUUUUCUUAUGGAAUAGAUGGAAAUGGUUUCUCUCUUGGAUGCAGUAAAAAUUGGAGGCAAGUCUUUGGUGAUGAAAAGAAAUAUUGGCUAGUUCCAAUAUUUUCAAGCUUGGGUGAUGGUUGCAGUUUUCCAACUCGCCUUGUGGGAAUGGAUCCAGAACAAGCUUCUGUUGCAAACCAGAGUGAAUACAUCAGAAGUAUUGGUUCAAAUCAACCUUUUCCUAUCAAACCACUUAGUGAAUCAAAAAACCGUUUGUUGGACAAUGAAUCUCAGUGGCUAGAGAAUGGAGCUGAAGAAGGAGUCACCAAAUCAGGGACAAAUAACCAUGUUACAGUGGCAAUAGAAAAUUGAGUACUACUUGUUCAUAACUAACCAUUUGAUGAGUGCAAGGUAUAUAAAAAACACAUUUUGGACUAUUUUCAAUUUUAUUUGCAAGAAAAUGAUUGAUGGAAUGAAAUAAUUGAAGUAUAACAGAAGAUAUAUUUUUUAAAAGGAAGUGUUUGUACAGUUUGAUGGAUCCACAGAAGCACUACAGAGCAGAAAGAUGCCUUAAUUUUUAGUGUCCAUGUGUUGUGUAACAUUGCCUCACAGCUCAAAAGUGACUUAAUUUUCCUUUGGAAAUAACAAUGCUAUCGUCACAUGUUAACAUGCCAUAUGUAUUUUUAACAUCUGAGUUACAACAUUAGAGUUAUUUCUUAGUAUCCACAUUAGCUUUCACCCCCAAAACAAACUGAAAAGUUGUCUGUGGUGAAGUAUACCUAGGGCAAAUGGUGGCUAAAAUGAUACUCAAAUCACUGAUGAGUGUGCUGUAUAAGGGAAAGAAAUACUGCUUUUUUUUAUUAGAUGUUUACUAAUUUAUAAUUACUGUUUUAUAUUUUUCAACGUUUUAAUAAAGAUUUUUUAAUUAUUGGCUAUAAAAUAACACUCAGAAGGAUUCAGAUACCUAAAUAUAAUCAUUUAGAACAUUGAAGAUAUUAAUAUAAUUCAGUGAAGGUUUAGUUAGAAACAUUAAUACUUCUAAUUAGUACUUUUAAAAGCCAAGUGGCACAAUGCCUAUAAUCCCAGCACUCAGAAGGCUGAGGUAAGAUUGCUGUGAAUUUGAGUCUAGCAUUGGUUAUGUAGGGAUUGUAUCCAAAACACAGAAUAAUACAACCAUGUAGUGUAGUGUGAGCCCGAGGCUCAAAGGAAACAUGGUAGGAAAGAAGUAGUUUGGUAUUCUCUGCUUUUUAAUUACUAUUGAGUUUUCAGGGGAAUUUUAUAUGGGCAGGGAAGCACAGCGGUUCACAUGCUAUGCAAAGACUUAACACAUAGAUGAAUAGGUGGGCGUGGCUAAAAAAGAGAAUGAUAGAAGGAAUAUUAUAAACAACUAAACAAAUUUUCAUCCCUAAAAGUGUACAAACUACAACAUGCUACUGAAUAAGCUUUCAGUUUAGGCAAUGUCUAAAAAUUACUGUGGUACUUUACAGUAAUCCUAUAACAGAGUAAACAGUGACUUAAAAUGCAGUUCAGAUGAGGAUGAAAUAAAUAAAUCAAAAACAUGAAUUCCCAGUCUUGGGCUGGAGAAAUGUUUCAGUAGAUAGGAAUGUACAACCUGAUCAGUCACAUUCUGGAGGAAGAUAACCGGCUGGCAUUUACACGGCAUUUACACUAUGGUGCACACAGACUCUCUUUAAAAGAUAGUAUGUUUUCAGCAUCUAGUGGCUUUAACAGGAAUGGCUGUAUUUAGGAGAUUAGUCCACUGGUCUGUAAAAAGGCAAUGUAGAGAUGCUGUUCUUGGUUUAUACCAUUUAUCAAAGAAACAAGCCCAAAAUGAUUGCUUCCAGUGGACCAGCAGAGUGAGAUCUCGGAUGUGCUGCUAUCUGGGAUGUGGCUAUGCAGUGUCUUUGUGUGGACAAUAAGAUUGUGGAGGAGAGGGCACCCUGCAUGAGUUGGACUACAGGACUCCCAACAUUACCCAGUGUUGAAGGUUGCAAAUAACCUUGCUUUUCAUUUACCCACCAAGUAGCUCUCAAGUCCUCUGGAUAUCAAACAUUAUACUAAAGAUAAUGUUGUGAUUUCCUAAUCCUGCAUAAAUCAAGACAGCUGCUGUUCUAACUUUGCAAUUUGGGAAGUUUAUUGAAUUCCCAUUGACUGCACUAAUUCUGAAUCUUAAGUAACUUUCCCUUUGGACCAAAGGAGUGAGUUAGCUUUGGCACCAAGGUUUAAAAUUGUAUGUAGUAUGAAUUCCUCUUCAUUUCAAUUCUUUAUUGUUAAAACAUCAUUCUAAAAAAACAAUGAAUUAAGAGAUACCACUUACUGCUAGGCAUGCUGGUGCAUGCUGGCCAUCUCAGCACCUGGGAGUCUGAAUCAAGUUGGUCUAAUUCAUUCUCAGCAUCAAAAGUAGCCUGUGCUGCAUGAAACCUGUGUCAAAAAAACAAGAGAGGAAAAAAAAGAUCAAUUACUAACCAGAAAUACAACCUCAAUUUGGUAAUUUGCAUGCUACUUUCAGAAAUGUUCUAGUAUUUCAGUGUUUCUAUAUUUAGAUCAAGGGAUUUGCAUGUACCUGGCAUAAUUUGCCCCUUUAACUUACUAUUAUGUAGAAAUAUCAAAUUUCUGAGUUCUUAUCAUUUGUUUAUUAGCAUAGUAAAACCAUUUUUAGUUUUCCACUUUGAUAACCUUUAUAGCCAGCUUUUUGCCACGUUCUAAAAUAUUUAGCUGCCUUUUGUUUUUUGGUUUUGUUUCAUUUUAGUGCUGAGGAAUCAAACCCAGGGCCUUCUGCAUACUAGGCAAGUCCUACCACUGAGCUACAUCCCUGGCCCAGGCUGACACUGGUCGUACAUGUCAGUGAACCAUUAGGGCCAGCAAGUGGUAUGGGAGUUAGGGAGAGGCUGGCUGUUUACUAUUUGAACUGGCAUUGAGUGUUGCUAUCAGCUGGGGGGGACUAAGUUGAAACAAAGCUUUGCCAAAAUUUCAAACACUUGAACAUUUGUUUAGAAAAUGGAGUUGAAUUUCAGGUGUUGCCCUUGCCAUUAAAAACAUCAGUCAGGAGACUUGGUUUACCUGGGUACAGAGGUACUUGACGGUUGAGUACCUGCGGCACCUGACCACUGUCACUGUGCCAACCAAAGCAGCUGCAGUGUACCAGCUAUUGACAUGAACAUGUUUACAAAGUUGAGUUUUGUCUUCAUAUAAGAAUGAUUUUUAAAAAACUUUUUACAUAGUAGUUAUGAUGCAAUGUGUUUAAAGCAUAACAAGUUAGCUUAAAUAUAUGGUCUUUACUUGAAUUUUAAUUCUGACAGAAAGCAGAUUUUGACUGUUUACAGGAAUGCUUGAAAUGAGUCAUGAGAUCUCCAGUUAUCUCUGAAGCAAAACUAUGUUACAGGCUAGUGUUAUUAGCCUGCGUAUUUGGGCAUUGACUGGGCAGUAACUCACAACUAUGCUUUGCUUACAUCCUGUUCUACAAAGUAGUACUUCUAGCGUGGAUAAGUAUUUUUAACUGAUAUUAAAUCAUAUUUUUGCAUUUCAGUCAAACUAGUAAGAACAUAUGUAAAAGUACAAAUAAGAUAUUAAUCUGAAAUUCAUGUUUCAUAUGACCUAAGCUGUAUUUUUAAAUUCAAAUUUAAAAUACGAUAGAGAUUCAGAAAGGUCCAUAUUUUUCUAAUGACUUCAUGCUAUAUUAUUUUCUUGAGUUAUGUAAAGCAAGGAAUUGUAUUUGUAUUAAGGAGCUAAGAAAGCUGUUAGUUUAUUAUAUUUGUACAUGAUUACAGACAAGCCUAUGCCCAUUUAAAAGAAAAGAUGGAUACUAUUUAAGGUGAUAUUUAAUAUGCUUUUCUAUAAACAAGUUUGAAAUAUAGUUUACCUUAGUUGUCUUAUCAAUAGCAUAGCCUUCUAUUUAUUUCUCAUUAUGUGAACCUGGACCAUGACCAAUGACUCUUUGCUCUGUAUUUUGGAUGGCCUAACCCACAUUACUGUGUGUGCAUUUUACAACUUUUUUUUUCAGAAACUAUAAUUACCUUAUUAAUAAACAGAUAAAGAUCUUGUCUUGUU